UCAACACUGGAGGCAGAAAUAUAAAUAAAAAUUGUAAAUAUAUUUAACAAGUUAAGAAAGGACCUUGAUUUUACAUACCUACUUCUCCUUGUUUCAUUUGAAGACAACUUAAUUUCUCUGGGGAUUAACUUGAUUCUUCCGUUUGAAACAUCCAUUAAUUACAAUUUUGUAUGAAAUAAUUAAGAGGAGAGCAAAAACUAUAAGACAUAGUAAGAUUGUUAUUCCCAAAUUACUAACGCUAGCAGUCUCAGGAGGGCUGAACAUAGGUCCAAAGAUGCUUGUAUAAUAAAUUUUACGGGCACUUGUAGAAAGAAACCAUUCUGUGCAAGAAUGAUUUAAGAAGGAGAUUUCCUUGCAUUUGAAAUCAGCCAGACAAUUAUUUCGCUUUCCGAUUAUGUCUUCUUGGAUGAUAAAGUCUGAUAAGGUUAGUUCGGUAAAGUUGAGAUACUUAGCUAGAAACGACUCUACUAAUCCAUUUACACCAUACUCGAUUGUGCUCCUGGUAAAUAUGAGAGCUCCUUCAUUCCUGCUGAAUUCGUCAAUAUUCUUGCAACCCCAAAUGAUUAUAUAUUCCAUUGGAGCUGGCACAAAUGAAUAUCUUCUCUCCAAGAAAAAUACUGUAUACCAAUUGGUCCAUUUUGUGUCAUUCUGACAAUUGAAGUAGGUAAAUUGUGCACUUGAUGUUAAAUUUCUAUCAAGGAUGUACCAAGAACGUUCCAUAGAAUUAAUAUCUGUUGAACUUAAACAAUACCUCAGCAAAAUCCGGGUACAAAAAUUGGACGUGUGAACCAUUCCUAGAUUCUUGCAACCAACGGUAUCCUCUUUUCGAUGAAGAAUCCAACAAUUUGUUUGCUUGAACAAAGACGUUCCAUCCUGUAAUUCUGGAACAAGAGCUACAAUGAACCAAUCCAUGAAGAAUUGAUCUGCCUUCAAAUAGUAGUUUUUAUUAUGCUCUUGAGGAACAGGGCAUUGUCCUGGGAAUACUUUAUGAAGAGUUUCGUGAAAGUGUGCAAAAAUAAGUAAAGAUAGGACAACAUAAGAACUAUUCAAAUGCAUCUUACACCUUUUGAAAACUCUAUAUGGAAAAUAAUACACAGACCAAUGUUAUAUACCGGAACUAUUGAGACGUUUAAUUUCCAAUCCAUUACAAUAAUUCCACAUACAUAAAAUUGUGCAAUAAGCAUAAUAUAAUACGGUGUAAAAACAUGCAUAAAUAGGUUAAUCGAACAGAGCAAAUAUAUAAAAAAAAACCACUCAGCAGAAUUAAAUUUAAAUGCCACUUCAUUGAAUAUUGCACCAAAUUCAUCCAACAAAGUUACUUUAGCUUGACAUAGGUGGUCAGUUCAAUUACAGCAUUGAUUCUUAUCGCAUCAAUUAAUUCUAAUGAAUAAAAAUAUGAUGAAGUGUUCAUUUAUCAUACUUCUGGCUAUUCACCAAGCCUUUACUCUAAGCACGGAUAAAAAAAAUGAAAUACCAAAUUACAUUCGUGUGUGCAAUAGGAAUCUCUCACCGGAAUACUUGAAUGAAUGCGUCCGGCGUUCAAUUCUUAUGCUAAAGCCAAGACUCAGCCGUGGAAUUCCACAAUUGUCUCUACCACCAUUCAAUCCACUUCAUCUGCCCAAAGUGUCCUUUUCGCAAGAUCAAGGGCCUAUCAACCUCAAUUCCACCUACACCAACAUCAAAAUCUACGGACUAUCGGACUUUAAGUUGCAGAGUGUAAAAAUUGACCUUAAGAAGAACUACUUUCAACUGCAGAUGAUGUUUCCAGAACUCUAUAUGACGGCAGAUUACCUAAUUUCUGGACAUAUCCUCAUGCUACCACUUCAGGGACAAGGAUUAAGCUACGGAAACUAUACUGAGGUUGAAACAACUGCAACUCUUCAUUGUGAGAGGAUCAUGGGAAAGGACAAAAAGGAGCACUUUAGGAUACAGGACCUCUCUGUAGACUUUACAAUCGGUGAUGCUGAAUGGACAUUCGAUGGAGACAAUGAGCUGUGCACGGUUAUGAACAAGUUCAUUAAUGACAAUUGGAGGCUCAUUAUAGGUGAAAUGCGUCCAGCUAUUCAGGGUGCCAUGGCGAAGAUCAUUGGAAAGAUUACGGGAAAGAUCUUCGAACUGUACAGUAUUGACAAGCUCCUGCCAGACAAACCGUACAAGGCAUUCGCAGCUGAGCUGUGCAUCGAGUUAGACGAUCUUGUGCGCUCUCAAAUACAAUCCAAAUGCACUGUGAAGUCCAACGAGGACAGUUCCACAAAUAUGCAAUUUAUCUUAGCUGUAGCAUCCUUGGUUGUGCUUCUGGUAAAUGGAGGAGUUCUCGGGAGCGAUGUUCCGCAAUUAAAAGAGAAACCUGAUUGGCUACUCACCUGCCCCAGAGAGAAUCCCAACCAAGACGGCUGCUUCAAGAAAAUGUUUGAGGGAAUGUUCAAAUCAUUGGCUAAAGGCUUACCUGAAGUCGGCAUUGAACCAUUUGAACCACUCAAGAUUCAAAAUGUACAAAUUUCCAAGGGAAUGGGCAGUUUAACACUAGCUGGAGGAUUUCAGAAUCUUUUAGUUCGUGGACCAUCAAACGCCACAGUUCGUCGAGCUUUGCUCAAUUUUGCUGAUAAGACGCUCGAUUUCGAUUUAGAGUUACCACUUCUACGGAUAAAUGCUACUUAUAACCUCAAGGGAAAUGUCUUGCUCCUACCUCUUGUGGGAAAUGGAGAUGUGAAGAUGGCUCUCAAAGAUGUGAAAUCCAAUGUUGCCACAAAAUUCAGCAUCAAAAAGUUACCAGAGGAAGUUAUACAAAUAGACGAAAUGAAAGUGCAAUUUUUGGUGGGCGGCAUGAAGAUUCAUCUGGAUAAUCUGUUCAAUGGCAAUCAAAUUUUGGGUGCAUCCCUCAAUUUAUUUCUCAAUCAAAAUGCCAACGAAAUUAUUGCUGAAUUGAGAAGUGAUCUUGAGAAUGGACUUGCAAAAAUAUUUAUUAAUCUGUGGAAUAAUGUAUUCUCCAGGAUGCCAAUUAAAUUGUGGUUGAUAUAGUGUAAUUACCAUAAUAGUUCUAGGAUUUUUUGUACCUUAUAUCAGCAUUACUGGAAGACAAAUUGUGCUUAGCAAAAUCCUCCUGCAGGCAAGAAAUUUAACCCUGACAAUUUAUUGUUCUUUUACCUGAUUAAUCUAUCAUUUGUGAUUAUUUCUGCUAAAUACCAUUUUUUGCAAUUAGUUAAAUAAAUUGGGGGGAUUUUUCGUAUUUAAUUCUGAAGAAAAACAAAUCCACUUGAUUGUAAGUCUCGAUAAAUAAAACCUAUUUAGAAAAAAAUGUACAGU
Phlebotomus papatasi is the source of this 3303-nucleotide messenger RNA. RefSeq lists its product as uncharacterized. The transcript has 8 exons. The record is from RefSeq and is a predicted model, not a curated record. Bases 1384 to 3018 code for a protein of 544 amino acids. Lineage: Eukaryota; Metazoa; Arthropoda; Insecta; Diptera; Psychodidae.